AUGAAUGAGUGGGUGGGCCCCGACAUCAAUGUGGUGGGACCUUUGGAAAUCCCACCCAGCGAUGAAUUCUCCAUCUCAGAGAGCUCCCACUUGUUUGAUAUUCUGGCAGACCAAGGCAGUCCUCUCCUGCAGGAUCCUGACAUCUUACCCUUCACCAGCUAUCCCAGCAUGCAGUACACAUCCAUGGAGCCACCCAUGUCUUCCACACCAUACUACUCCGGUCAGAACUACUACCCUCCGUACAAUGGAGACGAAUGGUACUCACACACGGGGAUAUAUGAACUGAGGAAAGGACCCCUGGAGGUCAGCUAUGAUGCUGAGAUGGAGGAGGUGUCCGCUGUGGUGCCUGCUGUGUGCAAGAGGACCCGGCACAUGUCGCAGGCUGGAAGGGUCAAAGGGGAGGAACUGUGUGUUGUGUGUGGAGACAAGGCCUCUGGAUACCACUAUAACGCUCUCACCUGUGAGGGCUGUAAAGGUUUCUUCAGACGGAGUAUAACAAAGAAUGCUGUGUACAAAUGCAAGAGCGGCGGAAACUGUGAAAUGGACAUGUAUAUGCGCAGGAAAUGUCAGGAGUGUCGGCUAAGAAAGUGCAAGGAGAUGGGCAUGCUGGCUGAAUGCCUGCUGACAGAGAUCCAGUGUAAAUCUAAAAGGCUGCGAAAGAACACCAAGGCCUCCCCGGGACAGUCGCCUGGAGACGAGACAGAGGGCGCAGACAACACGGACAGCAAACAGGUCACGUCGACCACCAAACCAUCAAAGGAAAAAGUUGAAAUCACCAAAGAGCAGCAGGCACUCAUGAAAGUCAUCGUAGAUGCACACAACAGACAUCAAAUUCCUCAUGACGUGGCCAAAAAACUGCUGCAAGACCAGUACAGCACAGAGGAAAACUUCCUCCUAUUGACGGAAAUGGCAACAAGUCAAGUCCAGGUUCUGGUGGAGUUUACAAAAAAUAUUCCAGGCUUCCUCUCUCUGGAUCGUGAGGAUCAGAUCGCUCUGCUGAAGGGUUCGGCUGUGGAAGCCAUGUUUCUGCGCUCAGCUCAGGUUUUUAGCAGAAAGAUGCCCAACGGACACAUAGACAUUUUGGAAGCGAGGAUACGCAAGAGCGGUAUGUCAGAGGAAUUCAUCACACCUUUGUUCAACUUUUACAAAAGCAUCGGCGAACUCCACAUGGUGCAGGAGGAACAGGCCCUCCUCACCACCGUAACCAUCCUGACACCAGAUCGGCCUUAUGUGAAAGAUCAGCAGGCCGUUGAGAGACUUCAGGAGGCCAUGCUGGACUUGCUGAAGAAGCUGUGUGUCCUGCAGCAUCCGCGGGAGCCGCAGUACUUCGCUCGCCUCCUGGGCCGUCUGACGGAGCUGAGAACGCUCAGCCACUACCACGCAGAGAUGCUCACAUCCUGGAGGGUGAACGACCACAAAUUCACCCCGCUGCUCUGUGAGAUCUGGGACGUGCAGUGA
Molecule: messenger RNA, 1458 nt
Organism: Chelmon rostratus (copperband butterflyfish)
Lineage: Eukaryota; Metazoa; Chordata; Actinopteri; Chaetodontiformes; Chaetodontidae
Gene: nr1h4
Product: nuclear receptor subfamily 1, group H, member 4
Exons: 9
Coding region: 1-1458 (485 amino acids)
Biological process (GO): bile acid signaling pathway; positive regulation of transcription by RNA polymerase II; cell differentiation
Molecular function (GO): nuclear receptor activity; bile acid binding; RNA polymerase II cis-regulatory region sequence-specific DNA binding
Source: RefSeq, a predicted model, not a curated record